AUGACUAAAUUGUUCUCGACCGCACCUCUAUCAGACAAUUCAAAUAAACAAAUAGAAAUUUUUAUCCUUCAACUUAAUGGUAUUAGCUGUGAAGGAUGUGCCAAUCGAAUAAAGAAUAAUUUUGAUGCACAACCUCACGUAAUUUAUUCAAAGGUUUAUUUUAAAAAUCAAUCCGCAAUAGUCGGCACUCUUCCCGGAAUUUAUGAAGCAAAUGAUAUCUUGACAUGGGUCAAAAUGAUUGAUUUCAAAUACGAAGGAAAAGUUAUUCAACAAUAUAUCGUACUUAAAGAAGAUUCGUCUUACGAUGAUGCAUAA
This is a messenger RNA of Racocetra fulgida, 315 nucleotides long. NCBI's taxonomy places the organism in Eukaryota, Fungi, Glomeromycota, Glomeromycetes, Diversisporales, Gigasporaceae. The record is from the annotation of a GenBank genome assembly.